Gopherus evgoodei (Goodes thornscrub tortoise) is the source of this 6864-nucleotide messenger RNA. RefSeq names its product zinc finger CCCH-type containing 12B (gene ZC3H12B). Gene Ontology annotation, molecular function: mRNA binding; metal ion binding; RNA endonuclease activity. The record is from RefSeq and is a predicted model, not a curated record. Gene Ontology annotation, cellular component: nucleus; cytoplasmic ribonucleoprotein granule. The coding region runs from base 2627 to 5143 and encodes 838 amino acids. Lineage: Eukaryota; Metazoa; Chordata; Testudines; Testudinidae. The transcript is spliced from 8 exons.
UGUACGAACACAGCUGUAAUUACCAGCGCUGCAGAACUGUAAGUGUAGCCAUGGCCUAAAUAAUAUAACCCCACAGUCACCCUGUGGCAAGCAGCGGUGGACUUAGGGCAAUUCAUGUGCUUUGGCCAGCAAAAGGUUUUUAUGUGGGCUUGUAAAGUCCCCAGUAGUCGGUAAAGUCUCAUCACCAGAGGCCAGGGUGUGGCUUAUUCUGUGUUUAAAUAACAAACAAAAAUCCUUAAUACAGUGGUCCCCCAACUUUUUCUGUCACACCUCUCCUUACCAGUAAUGGAACCUAUUCUUCUCCCACCCCCGAGGAGCUGUGGUCAGGAGACGGGUCAGGCCCGGGGCUGGGAGUGGAGCUGUGUUCAGGAUCAGGAGCCCAGACUGGGGCUGGAGCAGAACUGGAGGCAGAGUCGGGCUGGGUGUCCCUCCCUCUCCAAGGGGGCUGGCCUGCCCCCCCCAAACCUGAACAUUCCUCCAUGCCCUCCUGGGAUUGGGAGGGAAUGUCCCACAGUUUGGGGACCUCUGCCUUAAUACAACCACUCCAGCACAACUAUGGAUGAAGGAUUGGGGCAAUGGAGAGGGGAGGAUAAAAACCUAGGGAAGUGGCUCGCUCUUUCUGUAAUCCCAAGUGUUAUUGAAAAGAAUAUUUAGUACUUUAGAAAUAUUCUUAAUAUUCAAGGCUCUUUAAUUUGCAUAAUCCCCCUGUGAGACAGGUCAGUAUUAUCAGCCCUACUGAAGAGUGUCAAUCGCAAAGCAGUCAGUUAUGUUCUCAAGGCACCAGGAGUAAGUGGUAUAGUUGGGAUUAGAAACCAGGAAGUUCUAGGUCCCUGUUCUUGUCCUUCCUCAGAGAAGCUACUCUUACUUUGGCUAAAAUAAGGAAAGGCGCUCACCCUAUAUCGGGGAUUCUGAUAGAUACUUCAGCCGGAGCUCUGUUGGCACAUGUGUAGAGUAAGAAGUCAAAGUCAGCUCUGGAGUAGAGCUGGUUGGAAAAUGGCUUUUUUCUGUGGAAAAUUUAGAUGGUUUUUGUUGAAAAACAAGAAUUUUGUAUAGGAAAGUGCACUCAUCUGGUGAAAACUUCCUUUUGUCAAAAACUCAGUUUUCACCAUAAAAUUUUCAACAAGUGCUACUGAGAAGUACACAAGUGAAAUUCUUUGUGACUUCAAUGGGCAUUGUACCUGCUUGUGCUAAAGCUGUUUUUGACCCAUAGUUGUAAGGGGGAGAAGAGGUUUAGAAUGGCUAAUAUUGCAGUCAAUGAUCACUAACAUCCAGGGUAUUUUAUGAUUUCCCCUGAAGAACUAAAAUUAGCUCUUUGGCUCAGAGCCCAGGAAGUCUACAAAUGCUCUUGAGGCCUUAGUUAGUUCUUAAUUGAAUUGAAGUCUGUUUUACGAUUGCUGAAAAUGGCCUAAUUAAGAUGCUAAACAUAAUUUUAUAUUAAUAUGGAUGCAAUGGCUUGAUCCCCUUCCCAAAUUUUAAUCCAGUUCUGUAGGAACCAUAUAAUCAAACCCCAUAAAACUGAACUAUAUGUUGAUCUCCCGUGUGCCCAUAUCCCUAUUUUUUCUGGUCAUGUCAGAUACACCCCCAAAUCCUUGGAUAUGCUGAGUUUUACUCUCUAUCUAGCCCAUGUAAUCUUGCUGGUUAGGUCAAGGCAUGGGUCUCUAGCAUAGCAAAUGGAUAUUCAGCAACUUCUGUGCCUCAAGUGGGUUUCUGUUAGGAGAAAAUUAGAGUAAUCUUUUAGCAACAACUCUCUCUCAAAAAAAACCCAAACCAUGAACUUGCUAUAGUAACACUUGAUCAUUAAGAAUAUUAUAGUUGUAUAGACAGUGCCUGCUUUUUAGCAAAAGAUACUGUGUGGCAAACAGUGUAGGGCUGGAAAAACUGGGUCAUUUUGGCAAGUACAGUAGAGGUACCUUAGGUCUAAUGUAUUUAACUAUGAAACAUGUAUCCUCAAAUAUAUCUUCACAGGAGGGAUCAUCUGCAAAAUGCUCAUCAGCACUGAGACUACUUACAUUAGAGGUUCCACUUGGCUUAGGAGUCAGAAAGAUGGAAUGACUAAAAUGUAAAAGUGUAACACCAUCAGCACUUCUCCUAAAACCAGAAUGUGAGGACUGGAUGGAAAUUAAGACGGAACAGAAACAUUGUGCUUACGUCACAUUAACUAGAAAACAAUGGAACCUUUUUCAGAAGUAUGGAUACAGGAAAUCUCUAAGAAGGGAGAGGAGUGAAAGUUCAUGGAAAUUCUGGCAGAGAUCUCUCUCAACUCAGAGACCUCUUGUAAGGGAUUCUGCAUUGAGAAGGAACCAAAUGUUGGUGCAGAAGCACGAGCACUGAAGAGCACAUCUAUGCCCUACAAGUACUGCUGGCCAAAAAGAGUUCCCUCUCUACUACGAAGCGCAUGCACAUCGUCAGUGGAAUGCACACAUGCACAACACAGCUCGAAGAACUCCAGUUACUGUACAUGGAUUAUAUAUUGGCUUUGUAUACACUAGCACAUAUCAAGCAAGACAGAUGAACUCCAGCCUUGUGUGCACUUUCAAUUAGCCCACAAGAUGCAAUUUAGUAUGAAUCGCAGGCACCUUUGGAAGUGAAAGAGAAGUCUGAGAUCUCUGGCUGGAAGCUGAACGUGAUGACGGCCUGGUCUAUGGUGGAGAAGUUGAAAAUGGAGAAGAGGCAUUCCAAAGAAGAGAGGAAUGUGGAGCAGGAUGCUGGGGACUGCAGUGCUGAAUCUGAGGAAUGGACAAGCUCAGAAAGUGAGCCUGAACAACCAUGCUUCAAGAACAGCUGUAGCAAUACUCAGUGGAGGGAAAAGGAAAUUUCUACUAAACCACAUAGGCAACUCUGUCGCUCUCCUUGCCUGGAUCGUCCAAGUUUCUCACAGAGCAGUAUCCUUCAGGACUUGAAACUGGAAGAGUGUAAAAUAAACUUGGACAAGGAAUACCAGGCUAAAAUGGAUUUUGCUUUAAAGCUUGGGUAUGCUGGAGAUCAGAUCCAGGCAGUGCUGAACAAGUUGGGAGCAGAUGCUCUAAUCAAUGAUAUUUUGGCAGAACUCGUGAGACUUGGCAGCAAAGGUGAAUCAGAGGGACAAGGCAGUGUCGGCAGUAGUAGUGGUACUCUGGUGUCCAGGGGUCCUUGCCCAAAGGAAAUAGCCAGCCCUGAACUAUCACUUGAAGAUGAAGUAGUGGAUAACACUGACAACUUAAGACCAAUUGUCAUAGAUGGAAGUAACGUGGCUAUGAGCCAUGGGAAUAAAGAAGAAUUUUCCUGUCGGGGAAUUCAGCUAGCUGUUGAGUGGUUUCUGGAGAAAGGACACAAAGAUAUCACUGUAUUUGUACCUGCGUGGAGAAAAGAGCAGUCUCGACCCGAUGCACCAAUUACAGAUCAAGAAAUUUUACGUAAAUUGGAGAAAGAAAAAAUUCUUGUCUUCACCCCAUCUCGGCGAGUUCAGGGAAGAAGAGUGGUCUGCUAUGAUGACCGGUUCAUAGUAAAACUGGCUUUUGACUCAGAUGGCAUCAUUGUGUCAAAUGACAAUUAUCGGGAUCUUCAGAAUGAAAAGCCAGAGUGGAAGAAAUUCAUAGAGGAACGCCUGCUAAUGUAUUCUUUUGUGAAUGACAAAUUUAUGCCUCCUGAUGAUCCUUUAGGACGCCAUGGUCCAAGCCUUGAAAAUUUCCUAAGAAAAAGGCCUGUUAUUCCUGAACAUAAAAAACAACCAUGCCCUUAUGGCAAAAAAUGCACCUAUGGACACAAAUGUAAAUAUUACCACCCAGAACGUGCAAAUCAGCCUCAGAGGUCAGUAGCAGAUGAGCUUCGAAUAAGUGCCAAAUUGUCUGCUGUGAAAACUAUGAGUGAGGGAGCUUUGGCCAAAUGUGGCACAGGAUCAUCCAUUUCCAAAGGAGAAAUCAAUUCCGAAGUGAAACGUAUUGCCCCAAAACGCCAGUCAGACCCAAGCAUUAGAUCAGUUGCUGUGGAACCUGAGGAAAGACUGUCAGUAGCGCGGAAGUCAGAAGCCAACUCUGUCCCGUCUCUUGUUUCUGCAUUAAGUGUACCAAUAAUCCCUCCUUCAAAAAGCCAUGCUGUUGGUGCAUUAAAUACUCGUUCUGCAAGCAGCCCUGUACCAGGUUCAUCGCAAUUUACUCAUCAAAAAUCCUCACUAGAACACAUGGCCAGUGUGCAGUAUCCUCCCAUACUGGUCACCAAUAGCCAUGGCACUUCUGUUAGCUAUACAGACCAGUAUCCCAAAUACGAAUCUUUAGGGGACCAUGGCUACUAUUCCAUGCUCAGUGAUUUCUCCAAUUUGAGUAUAAGCAGUAUGCGUAACACAGAUUAUUAUGGGGCUGAUGCAGACCAAGGGAUGUACUCUAGAAAUUCAAGCCCCUGUCCUGACACUCGCUUAAGCCAUACAAGUAAUGAUUCUUAUUCCUCUUAUAAUGAUUUGUAUCUGGGUGUAGCAGAUGCCAGAGCAGAAGACAAUGUGAAGGUCCACAGACUUUCAUCUCAAAAUCGUCUUCAGCCUUUUUCCCAUGGUUACCAUGAAGCCUUAACUAGAGUUCAGAGUUAUGGAACUGAAGAGCCUAAACAACUCCCUCGCAAACAGUCUGUUUCCCAUUUAGCACUGCAUGUCCAGCAUCCAGUUGUUGGAGCACGAUCCAGUUGCCCAGGAGACUACCCAGUGCCUCAGAAUGUUCAUCCAUCAGCCACUGCACAGCCAAGCCGUGCCUUGGUCAUGACAAGAAUGGACAGUAUUUCUGACUCACGGCUUUAUGAAAGUAACCCUAUGCGGCAGAGAAGGCCACCCCUCUGUCGAGAGCAGCAUGCUAGUUGGGAUCCAUUACCAUGUGCUGCUGAUACUUACGCUUACCACUCCUAUCCACUGAGCAACAGUCUCAUGCAACCAUGUUAUGAACCUGUAAUGGUAAGAAGCAUGCCUGAAAAGAUGGAGCAACUGUGGAGGAAUCCAUGGAUUGGGGUAUGUGGAGAGCCACAGGAACAACAUAUUAUUCCAGAACAUCAGUAUCAGACAUACAAGAAUCUCUGCAAUAUUUUCCCUGCUGGUAUUGUCCUCUCAGUAAUGGAGAAAAAUCCCCAUAUGACAGACGCACAACAGCUGGCAGCUAUAAUUGUUGCCAAAUUGAGAACAGGGCGUUAAAAAGUUAGAACUUCUUUUUGAACUCUUAAAGACAAAUAGUAUUGAGAGUAUAGUGGGCAGGGUCUGGAGGAAAAGUUACAAAUAAGGGAAGUGGGCAAAUCUAUUGUAAAUAUUUUCUAAUUCUGUGGUAUAAAAUUCUGUACCCUAUAGCAAUCAUUAAAUAUAUGUGUGAGGCACUAUAUAAAAGAAGAUUGUAUUGUAAAUAUAAUGAAUAUUUUAGGAUUUCAAAAAUAGGGCAUUUUAAAGGUAUUUUACAGGAAGUGCAUACAUUUUUGCAUGAAUAUAUUAUUUAACUAAGAACUACAAGGUUACACUUUUAGAGUCUAAAGCUGUUCAGUCAAAACUAUUGUUAGCAAUUAUAUUGCAUGUAUCAAUGUAUAUUUCAAUUUGAUUAUAAAUAUAUAAUUGGCUUUUCAAAAUAUGCUCUACACAUUCCAGGAUCAUAAGACUUUGGCUUUGACACUGCAUUCCUCUGGGUCAAAUAUUUUUUUUAAUGGGAUAACUUGCCAACAAUUAAAAUAAUCCUCCGUUUGUAAAACAAACCUGAUCUAUUCCCUUUUUCACUUUUAAAUGUCAACAUAAUUGGUAUCGCUUAGCUUUUAAAUCUGUCCACCCAGGGCUUGAUCCUGUAAGGUUUGCUGAGCACUUUGGCCCCAAUUCACCACAGGCUCCAAUCCAGAAAAGCAUUUAGGCAAAGGUGCUCAGCAUCUUGCAGGAUUGAGUCCCAAUUCAAUGUUAAAAGUAGGAUAAACUGUAGCCUUCCUCUUCAGAAGUACCGAUGAGUACAAAAUGUACAAUAGUACAUUUUAAAGGUCAAUUGUAGACUGUCACUUUACUCAUGCACUGUUCAUUACUCACCCUCAAGUGGAGGGGAAGGUAGUGGAUGUUAAUGUGUGAAUGUCCAGUUUAGUAGAAACUGCAACCCUUCUUUUGUGGCUAGGGAUAGUAUUUGAAGGAUUAGACUUACACUCCAACAAAUGUUUAAAAGGGGAGAGGGGCUGGUUCUGAAAAGGGAUGCUACAUCUUUGGCUUGCUGCAACCUGGCCUACUUUGCACUUCAGGUUGACCCAAAGGUGUGUAUUUUCCUCCUGAAGGAUUUUAAAGUUUUUAUUUUGACAGGCAAGAAAAAAAAUUGUGUGUGGCAUUGUUUGCGCAAUUAGUAUUUUGCUCAGGGGUGGGAACCUUUGUAGCUAAAUGCCUCCAUAAGAGGCGUUUAUUGGUUUUUUUAAGCUGCACUGAAUGGACGCCCUUUUUGAAUCUAUGUAUAUUUCAACAUUUUGAACCAUUACUAACUCGAUAUGUCUCGAGCUAGGACUUGUUGACUUCUACUGUAGUUUUUUUCAUGAAAGUUGAGAAGGCCUGGUUUAUGGCCUUUUGUUUCUUCAUGAGAAGGUGUGACACUGCCUAAAUGUUUCUUACUGUGAAACACACAGAACGUGAGGCUGCAGUCAGGGUUGUUUCUGGUGUUUUGAUAAUGGCUUGCAUGCUGCUUUCUGGUUCUGUUUGUCUGAGGACCAAAGACUACUACAUCACUACUUCCACUUGCUACUGUAAAACCUGCAUUGAUUCUAAGUGUAUCUUGUGGGCUAUUUAUCAUGUGCAAAAUGUGAAAGAGUUAUAGAUGCAAUUAAAGUAAAUGUAUUAGUAUGCUGGCUGUUCACAUCAUUUCACACAUGAUAAAUAUUCUAGUGUCCACACAGCUACCGCUCAGACUACUUACA